Pneumocystis carinii B80 is the source of this 684-nucleotide messenger RNA. RefSeq names its product cell division control protein 42. The record is from RefSeq and is a predicted model, not a curated record. The coding region runs from base 64 to 639 and encodes 191 amino acids. The transcript has 5 exons. Gene Ontology annotation, biological process: small GTPase-mediated signal transduction. Gene Ontology annotation, molecular function: GTPase activity; GTP binding. NCBI's taxonomy places the organism in Eukaryota, Fungi, Ascomycota, Pneumocystomycetes, Pneumocystales, Pneumocystaceae.
UAAAAAUAAAUCAAACUGGUACAAUCAGGAUCGUAUUCAACAGGUCUUUUUAGGCGUGCUCCUAUGCAAACCAUUAAAUGUGUCGUUGUUGGGGAUGGCGCGGUUGGUAAAACGUGUCUUUUAAUAUCCUAUACGACAAACAAAUUUCCUUCAGAAUAUGUUCCUACUGUAUUUGAUAAUUAUGCGGUUACCGUAAUGAUUGGAGAAGAACCUUAUACUUUAGGACUUUUUGAUACAGCAGGUCAAGAAGAUUAUGACAGAUUGCGUCCCUUAUCAUAUCCACAAACGGAUGUUUUUCUUAUUUGCUUUUCUGUUACUAGUCCAGCAAGUUUUGAAAAUGUAAGAGAAAAGUGGCAUCCAGAGGUUCGUCAUCAUUGUCCAGGAACACCCUGUCUUAUUGUUGGUACACAAAUCGAUUUACGAGAUGAUCCUAUGAUUGUAGAGAAACUCAGUCGACAAAGACAAACCCCCAUUACAAAAGAAUUAGGUGAAAAACUUUCAAAAGAAUUGGGUGCUGUAAAAUAUGUUGAGUGCUCAGCUUUGACUCAAAAAGGAUUAAAAAACGUUUUUGAUGAAGCUAUAGUUUGCGCACUUGAACCACCCGUUACGAAGAAGAAAACUAAAUGUCUUAUUUUAUAAAUUUAAUUUAUUGACAGACUAUUGUAUUUCAUCAAAGCGAUUAGU